Messenger RNA from Penicillium psychrosexuale, 4290 nucleotides. Its product is annotated as Dihydroxy-acid/6-phosphogluconate dehydratase. NCBI's taxonomy places the organism in Eukaryota, Fungi, Ascomycota, Eurotiomycetes, Eurotiales, Aspergillaceae. The coding region runs from base 1 to 4290 and encodes 1429 amino acids. Gene Ontology annotation, molecular function: protein binding; hydro-lyase activity. The record is from RefSeq and is a predicted model, not a curated record. The transcript is spliced from 11 exons.
AUGGACGAACAGGAUUCCAAUAGGGACUACGAUCUCACAAGCCCAAUCACUUCCACAUCUGGACUUCGACAGGGUCUAACAUCCUAUGGAGAUCCUCAUUUCUCUCUCUUUCUCCGCAAAGUGUUUAUCAAGGCACUUGGCUAUUCAGAAGAUGCGCUUUCACGCCCAAUCGUGGGCAUUAUCAACACUUUCUCAGGGUUCAAUCCCUGCCAUGCCAAUGUGCCCCAGCUCAUUGAGGCUGCUAAGCGCGGCGUGCAACUCAAUGGAGGACUGGCGAUAGAAUUCCCUACCAUCAGUGUGGCUGAAUCAUUCUCGCAUCCAACAAGCAUGUUCUUGCGGAAUCUUAUGAGCAUGGAUACGGAGGAGAUGAUCCGGGCCCAGCCAUUGGAUGCUUGUAUAAUGAUCGGAGGGUGUGAUAAAACUGUUCCUGCUCAGUUGAUGGGUGGUAUCUCUGCCAACAAGCCAAUCCUACCACUGAUCACCGGUCCAAUGCUGCCAGGGAGCCACCGCGGCCAGCGUAUUGGAGCCUGCACUGAUUGCCGAAACAAUUGGGCAGCUUUUCGAGCGGGUGAGAUGGACGUCGAGGAAAUCUCGGCCAUUAACGAAGAGCUUGCUCCGACGAUAGGGACAUGCGGUGUCAUGGGAACUGCUAGUACAAUGGCUUGUGUGACUGCGGCAUUAGGAAUGAUGCCGCUUCGGGGCGCAACUGCACCGGCAGUAUCAUCUGCGAGACUGCGAAUUGCCGAAGAGACCGGCGCAAAUGCAGUUGCGAUUGCAAAGGCCAAGAGAAAGCCACAAGAAAUAUUGACAAAGGAAUCAUUCUGGAAUGCCAUCACAGUGCUCCAGGCUAUCGGGGGUUCGACAAAUGCCAUUGUUCAUCUGCUCGCUAUUGCAAAUAGACAUCCAGAACUGCAGGGAGUGAUCACUCUAGACACUAUUGAGGAGAUUGGCCGCAAAACCCCACUGUUGAUUGAUCUCAAACCGAGUGGAGAUAACUAUAUGAAUGAUUUCCACAAUGCAGGAGGCAUGAUGGCGCUGCUACAAGUGCUUCGACCCCUGCUCCAUUUAUCUGCUGUGACAAUUACUGGGCAAACGCUGGGCGAGGUCCUCGAUGCAUCCCAGUCCAAGAGACUUUCCUUUGCGCAACAGAUAAUUCGGCCAAUGUCAGACCCUCUGUUUCCCGCGUCAUCCUUGGCUGUUCUGCGAGGCAAUCUUGCCCCAGACGGUGCUGUCAUCAAAGCAUCAGCGUCAAAGUAUCGCCACUUACUAUCACACACUGGACCGGCUGUGGUAUUUGAGAAUUCGGCCGACCUUGCUCAGCGGAUCGAUGAUCCAAACCUUGUUGUGACGAAGGACAGUGUGCUGGUCCUGAAAAACAUUGGCCCGAUUGGCAACCCAGGUAUGCCAGAGGCUGGCCUUAUACCGAUCCCAAAGAAGCUAGCAGAGGCAGGAGUGAAGGAUAUGCUACGACUUUCGGACGGUCGAAUGUCAGGGACCGCGGGCGGAACCAUUAUCCUCCAUAUCUCGCCUGAAGCUGCGCUACCAGAGUCACCAUUUGGCGUGGUAGAGACCGGUGACUUGAUUAUUUGCGAUAUCGAAACUAGGAAGUUGCACUUGGAAGUUUCCGAGGCAGUAAUCCAGACUCGAAUCGAGACACGCAGACAGAGUCUUGUGGGAGAGACGCAGGUAAGAAAGCAGAGGAGAGGCUACCGCGGGUUGUAUGAGCGAUCAGUGAAUCAAGCACAAGAGGGAGCAGAUUUUGAUUUCCUGACAGCUGGAGCCUCGUUUGCAAUGAGUUUCGACCCUCUUCGCCCGCGGGGGCGCCCAGCCCACACACCUGGCACAACGAUACUGGCCUACACACCCGACGGAAGACGAAUCAUUACUGGUGGCUCCAACUCGGCUAUCCGUGUUUACACGGUCGGCGAAGAUGGAGAGCCCAAGACGAUCGACGAAGGUGUUGACGCGCAUUUCGGCAUUGGUGCUACGAAUCGGUCUUUUAUCAUGGGUGCCGAGGACGGAACAGUCUGGAAGUACGACAUGAUGUCGGGCAAAAUACAAAACUUGCUUGUCCGAUGUGCUUUGCCAGUCAGGGACAUUGCAGUGACGAGAGAUGGAGAAUGGGUCGCAGUAGCAAGCGAUGAGCUCACAGUCAAAAUCGUGAAAGUCGACGACAUGACGCAAGUCAAGUAUCUCCGGGAACAGUCUAAGGGAACGAAGCAUGUCACAUUCGAUCCCAGUGGCCGAUAUGCAACAGUAUCCGGAACAGAUGGAAUCCUCUAUAUAUACUCCAUGCACGAAGAGGAGCCGGAGCUGGUCCGCAAACUCGAUGGAGUUAUUCGACGACUGGAGCCAGAUGCCGAGGCGACAUCAAGAGCAGUGUGGCAUCCUGAUGGUACUGCAUUUGCUUCUGCGGAAGCGACCAGAGAUAUCUCGAUCUACUCAACCUCGGAAUGGAAGAAGGAGAAAACAUUUGCUGGCGGUCAUACCGGCGACGUUACGGCCUUGAGCUGGGCCCCGAACGGAUCUCUUCUGGCGUCUGCAGCUGCAGAUGGAUAUAUUGUGCUCUGGGAAGCAAAGACGCAAAAGAUCUUGCAGCGAUACGAAUUUGCAAAUGUCUUGAACCUAUCCUGGCACCCGACCAAAAACUCACUUUCAUUUACAACUUCAGAUGGAGAGCUUUUCAUCUAUGAUAACUUUGUACCGAGGGAUCACGAGUCUCUGCUGCAGAAACCGCUGCAGGCAGCUCCUAUCUUACUUGGGCCUCUGGGCGAGAUCUCCAACAAUGUUGGGCGAACCACACUGACGGAGCGGUCCAAAGAGGCCAUCCAGCGAGCCGCGAGAAGAGGGUCUCCAGACUCAUUGGAUGAUAUCCUUGGUGGAGAUGACCAGAUGAUCGAUUUCAUCGAGGAUGAUGAUGGGGCUGGCUAUGCCGAUGAAGAGUUAAAUAUUUAUGGCAAGCGGCCCCACGAUGAUCUCGAUGAUCUCGGCGACACUAGUAACAAACGCCUCUACUCUGGCUUCGAAAAGCCCAAGGCCCAUCUGCCUCUUCAACCCGGUAGCACGCCUUGGGCUGGGAGUAGGAGAUAUCUUUGCCUGAACUUGACAGGAGCUGUUUGGACUGUGGACCAGGAGACACACCACACUGUUACUGUGGAAUUCUAUGACCGAGAGGCUCAUCGAGAUUUCCACUUCACUGAUCCGUAUAUGUACGACAAGGCUUGUUUGAACGACAACGGAACACUUUUUGCCAAUAACCCUUCGGAUGGCAGUCCGGCCACUAUUUUCUACAGGCCACAUGAGACGUGGACUGCGCGAGCGGACUGGCGAACCGAAUUGCCCGAGGGAGAACAAAUUCGAGCUCUGGCACUCAGCGAUUCAUACAUUGUCACUGUGACAUCAAAGCACUAUGUUCGAGUGUACACUCUCUUUGGGACACCUUUCAAGGUGUAUCGACAGAAGAGCCAAGCCGUGACUUGCGCGGCCUGGCGCGACUACAUUAUGAGCAUCGGCAACGGCCCUAUAGGGAUUGAUGGCCACGCAACCUUACGAUACACGGUGGAGAAUGUCAAGCGUGACGAGAUUUGCCAAAACGAAGACACUGUCGCUCUUCCAGAAGGGGCUUCGCUACAGAGUGAUCCUUGUAUAUACGAGUCGACUGGCGUCCUACUAGUUCUGCAACACUGGCGCACAUCCGGCCAAGCCCGAUGGGUACCGCUCCUGGACACGAAGCAAAUGGCACGUCUCGCGGGAGGGCGGAAAGAAGAAACAUACUGGCCGGUGGCUGUCGCACAAGACAAGUUCCACUGUAUUAUCCUCAAGGGUGGUGACAAGAACCCUUACUUUCCACGGCCGCUGCUCAGUGAAUUCGACUUCCAGAUCCCGGUUGCCAGUACUCUUCCGAAAGAUUCCAGCGAAUCCGGAGACACGGCGGCUGAGGGCGCUCGUUUCGAGGAGUCAUUCGUACGUGGAAAUGUGCUUUUGUCGCUCUUCCGCGAUCUUAUCUCAUCGACCAAUGCGACGGCAAGCCAACGCUCUGACUUGGCGCGGAGGGAGCUCGAAUUGGAUAAGAACUUGCUGCAGAUGCUGGCCAUUGAAUGCAGAGAGGGCGAGGAGCGUGGUAUGAAGGCGCUGGAGCUGGUGGCCUUGAUGACGGACCGCAACGGUAAGAUGCUCGAGGCGGCUGCUAAAAUUGCACAGCGUUAUGGACGUGGCAUUCUUGAGGACAAGAUCCGCGAUCUGGCUGAACGACGUGUCAUGGGAAUGGGAGACGAUGAUGAAUUGGCUUGA